Messenger RNA from Octopus bimaculoides (California two-spot octopus), 6364 nucleotides. Its product is annotated as caspase-3 pseudogene. NCBI's taxonomy places the organism in Eukaryota, Metazoa, Mollusca, Cephalopoda, Octopoda, Octopodidae. The record is from RefSeq and is a predicted model, not a curated record.
UAAAGACGAACGGUCGAUCAAGGAAGUAAAAUAGCCUUUAAUUGAGCGGAAGUGACGUUUUGCACAGUGCGUAAAUUGUUUGUUGUUACCACAGUUGUUCGUUGCGAAUCAUUUCUUCAUAUCCCAUAUCUUAACUUAGUCAUUAACCUAAUUGAUGCGAACAGUGAAAGUUUUCGUAGUCAACACUGUUAUUGAAUAAUCGCUUGUAAUUACUCUAGUUACCAUGGAAUCAUAAAGGAGUUCGUUUAACUGCUAUUUCUGGGCUGAACAAAAGGAAAACGCGCACUAUUGACUUUUUCGUUCCUCAACUGCUGUGACAUUUUAAGUGAACUGUCAUAACGUUCCACUGUUGUUUUACCACCUGCACAUUUCUGCUCUUUUGUACAUUUAUCAUUUUAUACAUACAUUCCGAUCAACCAUGGACUUCGCAGAUGCACAACAUUUUGAAGGUAUAUAUUUUACAGAAAGAGACUUUGAUUCACAACCUCAAGAUGUUGAAAUGGAAACUGAUGGUGGAAUUGGCGAAUCUGCAGUUGUCAAAUAUAACAUGGAUCGGAAAAAAGAGAAUCUGGCUUUAAUAAUCAAUAAUGAAACCUUCAACGAAUCGACUGGUAUGUCUAACCGACAAGGAUCCGACAGAGAUGCAUUAGCAAUUAAACAGGCAUUAGAGUCAUUACAUUUUAAGGUGAUUGACCGCAAGAAUUUACCAGUGAAAAGCAUGAAACAAAUCUUUAUGGAUAUAUCUGCGUUGGACCAUGCGAAUCAUAACUGUUUCGUUUCUGUUAUAUUGAGUCACGGCGAAGACGAUAACGAGAUAUUUGGUAUUGAUGGCAAAGUAAAACUAGACGAAUUAGUGGAGACGUUGCUUCCUGAUAGAUGCCCAAGUCUAAUAGGUAAGCCAAAACUAUUCUUCGUACAAGCUUGUCGGGGAACGAAACUGGACGGAGGUGCAGUUAUGCACGAUGCUGGCGGUUUUAGAGCCAAGCAUCAAAAUAUCAAAUCUCACAAAGUACCACUUUGGGCAGACGUUCUUCUGGCUUAUUCCACUGUCCCUGGAUUUUACUCCUGGAGGAACUCUACAAAUGGAUCGUGGUUUAUUCAGUCGUUAGCCCACAUUUUAGGAAGUGACGGAGACCAACAUGAACUGCAACGAUUAAUGAUUUCAGUAAAUCGUAAGGUUGCCUAUGAAUACGAGUCUAAUACUAACCACUCCCAUAUGAAUAAAAUGAAGCAAGUUCCUUGCAUAGCAAGCAUGUUAACUAAAGAAUUAUACUUUUACAAGUAAUUAUAUAUAUAUAUAUAUAUAUAUACAUACAUACAUACAAGGAUGAAUCAAAAGUAGGGCCCAGUUUCUGGGAAGUAUUGCCUUUCUUAGUUACUUUACAGGUCAUUACUGACUAUUUUUGAAAGUUACUAAAUGUGGAUCAUGUCGUGUUUUGUUGUCUGGAGUCAUUCUGUUUUAAUACCUUAUUAAUUAACACACUCACCGGUUCAGUUUCCACUCAUUUACCUAUUUAUUUAAUUUUUUUUUUCUAAAAUGUUCGUUGCUUCUUGCAAAUUCUUCAAUAGUUAUUAACUCUGUCAUGUUGUUAAUGUUCCUUGAUAUUCCAACCCUAAAACAGGAAUUGGGCGCUACUUCUGACUUACUUCGUAUGUAAACUCCUUGAAUUUUUUUCAAUUUCGUUUUAAAUUCUGCUGAAAACAUUUAAUUUCUUUUUUACUUUAAUAAUGGAGAAAAUUACUAGCCCCAUUUUUCGGCUAUUGACAAACGAUUUCUCUACGAUUAUAACGUAUACAGAUAACUUAAUAAAAUUGUAUAUUAAAAUAAUCGUUGUAUAUUUUUGGUUGUAUUGUAACGUAUUGAAGCAUUUAUGAGGACAUUAUUAAACCAGUGAGGUACUGGUUUAAGCACCCCAUAACUCUUCGUAACUUUUUAAAAUAUUUUUUGGAAUCUUCAGCAAAUUUUUGUGAAUUUGUAUUCUACACGCUUGAAUUGAUACUAUCAUGCGAUUGUCUUUUAAAUUCUUUAACCCUUUUCCCCCAUUAAUCCUAAAAUUUCCACUCUUUUUCGAUUUUCUUUUUUUUUUGCUUCAAUCUGUUUAAAAUACAGAGAGUCCUAAUCUGUCAUUUGUUUGUUUAUAAUUUCAAACUAAUUGUUGAAAUCCAAAUUUAAAAAGUUAAAAAUAUUCGCGUGGCCUAUUAUAGCUUCUGGAUCGAAACACACCAUGUAACCCGCCUAACCGGUUAUAAUUUUUUUACCUUUUGGUAUUUUCAGACACCCUGGACCUCGCACAAUUAUGCAAAAACAAAAUUUUCGCCCCCAUCCCCCAAUCCUUACGGAUGCUCAAAUUAGACUUAACCCGUAUCGAUCGCACAGGUAUUGGAGAAGCAUGUAAAACAUCAUUUAUUUUACUAGCAUACUUUUCUGAUAGUAAAUAUUUUUUGUUUUCCUUAUACAUAUACAAACACUGGCGUAGCUGGAGUAUGUGCCGCUCCCGAACCCCAUAAAAACCACGUAUUGCCUACAGCAGACCUAUAAGUCCCGCCCUUUAAAAGUGCCGACCGCCUGCCCCACUAACUAUGCUGGUGUAUACAGACACUUGCUUGGUGAGUGGGGUGGGGUAAGAAUUUAAAUUGCAAAAAGUUUUUUUUGUUGUUGUUGCUUAACGCCCAGCGAUGGUCCGUCUUUGGCCGCAUCGUCAUUCUAUUAAAUGUGUUUAUGGGGAGAAAUAUAUUAAAAAACAUCAAUACAUGUCAGAGUGACAAAGAAACAAGGAAGGUAUCAGGUAGUUGUGGGAUGUGCUAAAAACAACAGUAGAAUCUCCUUUUAAAUCACACCUUUUUGUCGGAAAAUUGUUUUGAAAUUAUAAACAGAAAGAAAUGGCAGAUUUACACCGUCCGUAUCGCCCGCCAUUUAGGCGAUCUCUCGCUUUGACUUGCAGAACUGUCAUCCGGAUCAACUAGUUUUGUUCGUUAAUUUCCUUAAAAAAAUUUUAUUUAUUUACUUUUGUUUUCAAGUGAAAGAUGUACGAACGUGUAUAUGAAAUGGACUUGUAUAAGAGAGAGAGAGUGCCACUUACACAUACAUGAGAACACACAUGUUCACUCACUCACUCACAUACACACGCACAUACAAAAAAGAUGUAUGCAUACGUAUUGAUGUAUGUAGGUAUUCCCAUAUCACGAAACAUUUCCGAAAAUUCCCCUAAAUAAAAAAGGUUAUAUGAGUUUCUUAAACCAGAAUUCUGCCGAAAAGGAAGUGAGGGAAAGGAAGAAUAUUGAAGAAGGUCAGGUAAGAAAAAUUAGAUGAAAGGGACUAAAUAAAAAGUUAUAUAUAUAUAUGGGGGGUCCAUACCUUCAAGUUAAGAAUUUUUUAUUUACUCCUGGAAGAAUGCAUUAAUUAUUUUAGCCUGGCUGUGUUUGUAGACAGUUGAAAAGAAUACUUUUAACAAAAAACAAAAAUAAUCAAAUAGCAAUGUAGUUGUGGGUGAGCCCCCUUUGUCUCCUGGCAACCAAUAUUUUUAGACCCAGUCUGCCACUGUACAGGGUGUCCACAAUGUCUGGGUACAUGGAGUAAAUAAAAUCAUAACAUAAACAGUUUAAUAUAAGAAAUAAUAAUUUCUUAAAGUAUGUGUUAAUCUCCAUGUACCCAGACUUUGUGGACACCCUGUAUAUUAUUUUGAAUAUCAUUCAGCCCUACCUUGGCUUUGAGUACAGUUAACAAUAAAUUGAUGUAUAUUCUUUUCUUCGUUUCACUCAUUUGACUGUGGCCAUGCUGAAGCACCGCCUCUAGUCGAACAAAUCGACCCCGUGACUUAUUCUUUGUAAGCCUAGUACUUAUUCUGUCGAUAUCUUUUGCAGAAUCGCUAAGUUACGGAGACGUAAACACACCAACAUAGGUUGUCAAGGGAUAGUGGGGAAACAAACAGACAGACACUCACAAAUAUAUAUAAAUAGACAGGCUUCUUUCAGUUUCCGUCUACGAAAUCCAUUCACAAGUCUUUGGUCAGCCCGAGGCUGUAGUAGAAGACACUUGCCCAAGGUGCCACACAGUGGGACUGAACCCGGAACCAUGUGGUUAGGAAGCAAGCGUCUUACCACACAAUACAUACAUAUGCACAAAUACAAUAAUUACUCGCCAUAUCGCAGUUCACCUAUCGCACCUGCACUACAUCGCAGAGUUUCCAGGCUAGUAUAUGUAAAUUUCAUUAGGUCUUGGGCCCAACAAUGACACUUCAAGCAUUGAGUACACAUUAAAUUUUAUUAAACCUGAAUAAUAUUUUUCAAGCAAUGAACAAUUUUUAUCAAAACAAGGGUAUAAUUUGGAACUUAUUGCAAAGCUGCAUGAUAAGUAGCAAUACCAUCGCCACCACAUCUGCCAUACACAUACCAUUCAGCCUUUUUUGUGAUGGUAAUGGAGCGAUAGUAACAGUACGAGCUGUAGUAGUGAUAGAGGUGGAUGCAAGGGUGAGGACGGAAGUGGUGGUAGCCGAAGCAGUCAGGGAUGACGGUGAGAGUAAGUGAUGUGAAAGACAGUAGUGAUGAUGGUGGCGUCAGAAGUCUGAAUGGUGUGUGUAUGGCAGAUAUGGUGGUGGUCAAUGAAUUCAGUGUUCAGUCCCUCUUUCUCUCACAUACCCACUCUUUCUCUCUUGUUAUUACUCCCACUGCCACCAUCAACACUACUACUUUUAAUAAAACAAAAAAAAAACAUCAUCAACAGUAGAAGUGUUAUUGAAUAGUGAGAGAGUGGGGUCAAAGUGUGACACACUGAAAUUAGUUUCCGCAUUUGUUAUAUUAGAUAAAUAUAUACAAAUUAUAAAAAUUUAAAAAAAAUAUACAGUAUUGUUUUUACUUCGCAUAUUUUCACUUAUCGUGAGGGGGCUGUUUGGAACGUAACACCCACUCUGUGUGUGUGUAUAUAUAUAUAUAUAUAUACAAUUAAACCUUGGGAGAGGCAUUAAGCCGGUAAUAAACACACGCACUGGUUCAGUCCUUUAUUAAUUUAUAUGGUUUUUUGUUAAAUUAUUUCAUUGCACUCUUGCAAUCUCUUCAGUAACUUGUCUCUCCACUUCCAUUUAUUUUGAAUGUAAAUUUCAUUGCACUCUUGCAAUCUCUUCAGUAACUUGUCUCUCCACUUCCAUUUAUUUUGAAUGUAUGAUCAUACAUUCAAAAUAAAUGGAAGUGGAGAGACAAGUUACUGAAGAGAUUGCAAGAGUGCAAUGAAAUAAUUUAACAAAAAACUAUAUAAAUUAAUAAAGGACUGAACCAGUGCGUGUGUUUAUUACCGGCUUAAUGCCUCUCCCAAGGUUUAAUUGUAUUUCUUUCAACACACGUAUCCACAUCAAGAAUCUUGCACACGAAAUACACAUACGAAAUAUAUACAUAUUGAAUUUGUUUAUGGAAAAUGUUUUGAAUAUACAAAUAAAGCUUCUAUUCUCUUAAUGCCAGCCACAGUCUAGUGUAUCAAUAUAUAGUUGAAAAGGGAUUAAGAAUCUAUAUAUAUCAAAGGGUUCAAGCGGUGGAGAUCAAGAACUUUAUUGAAUCGACCCCCUUUAAAUCCAUUUAAUACAAUGUAUACAUACAGCCGACCAUAUUCUGAAUAAAAAACAGAAACCUGCCAAUCAAUUCUAUAAAAAAUUUUGACAAUAAAAUAAUUCGUUCCCCAACAUGUUUCCAAAAAACAAAACAAACACACUACAAGAGAGAAACAAUUUCUUCCAAACUCUUUCAGACCUUCCUGUAUUCACUUAAUACAGGGAUUUUCAAACUUUUUGACUUGCGGACCCCUUUGUAUUUCAAGCUUUACCUUAGAGACCCCCUUAUAAACGCUUAUGAAAUUUAUGCAUAAAUAUUUGCUUAAAAUAACAUAUAUUUUUACAUUUAUUUAUUUAACAGUAUUUAACAAAUAGGUUUAUUGUCAAUUAAAAGAUUUCGAUUAAAAAACAUAUAUAAAAUCAAAUUGCCCAUAAAAAGUAUUUGCUGUCCACGGACCCCCUGUCUUGUCCUUGCGGACCACAGUUUGAAAACCCCUGACUUAAUGCAUACACAUACACACACACACAGCUGACCGUAUCAAUAGAAUUUCUGACAAUUGAUCCAUUGCAUUCCAUUCUAGACCCACAACAUAAACAAUACGUAUAAGAAAAGACUAAGAUAAAAUAUCGAACCUGUUUAUUACUAUGCACUGACUAUGGGAACAAGCUGUUUUAAUUUUCAAUUUUUUUCUUAUUUCCUCAUUGUUUGACUUUGAAUUUUUAAUAUUUGAUAAGAUGGACAAACAUCGAAAUCGGAUAAAACUGAAGGUAACAAAUAUAAAAAUACUUAUUCUGUACAAUUAAAGGAAAGUAAAGUAUUUUUAAAAUUC